This is a messenger RNA of Nerophis ophidion (straightnose pipefish), 1634 nucleotides long. RefSeq names its product zinc finger protein OZF-like. Bases 112 to 1431 code for a protein of 439 amino acids. The transcript is spliced from 2 exons. Gene Ontology annotation, molecular function: RNA polymerase II cis-regulatory region sequence-specific DNA binding; DNA-binding transcription activator activity, RNA polymerase II-specific. NCBI's taxonomy places the organism in Eukaryota, Metazoa, Chordata, Actinopteri, Syngnathiformes, Syngnathidae. Gene Ontology annotation, biological process: regulation of transcription by RNA polymerase II. Gene Ontology annotation, cellular component: nucleus. The record is from RefSeq and is a predicted model, not a curated record.
GCCAAUGCUUGAGCUGCCGUAAUACCUUAGUCGAAGAAGAAAAAAGGGCGGAAGUUAGCAAAAAGAAGCAAAGCGACCAGUGGCCAAAGCGGUCCAGUCGCCGGGAAGAAAAUGUCGUUUACGAAAGACUUCGUACGGAAACGAUUACUGCAGGCUGCUGACGAAAUAUAUGACAUGUUUGAGAGAACGGUAGCGUCAUACGAGAAGGAACUUUCUCGAAUCAGGAAGGAGAAUGAGCGACAACGACGACAACUGGAAGCCAUUACCGACACUGAAGUUGUCCAGCAGCUGAAGAAUCAAGAAGAAGCAUGUUCCCCUCAGCCGCAGCAGAAGGAUCCACAGCCCCCUCAUGUAAAAGAGGAAGAGGAGGAAGUGUGGAUCACUCAGGAAGAGGCAGAUCUUGCCAAAUUGCCACUGACGGUUGUCUCUGUAAAGGCUGAAGAUGACGAAGACAAUGAAAACGAAGACAAUGAAGAUAUCGACCAGUCCCAAGCAGACAGCCUCUUAGCUCCACUCUCUGACAGCGACAACACAACGUCCUCUGAAAAGGACACAACGUCACCGACGGAAACAAAACGUGACACAGGUCAAACAGGUUUCACCUGCUCAGUCUGCGGCAAAAGAUUCCCCCGAAAAGACACUUUGAUUGCGCACAAGAGAACGCACACGGGUGAGAAACCCUUCCGGUGUUCACUUUGCUCCAAAAGAUUUUCCUACAAGUGCGAUUUGACUCGACACAUGCGGACGCACACCGGGGAAAAACCCUACACGUGUUCAAUUUGCGGCGAAAGCUACUCGCAGAAGUCCAAUUUGUUGGCACACGAGAGGACGCACACCGGGGAAAAACCGUUCAUUUGCUCCGUGUGCGGCGACGCCUUCGCCCAAAAGAUCCACAUGGUCGCGCACAUGAGGACGCACACGGGAGAGAAACCCUUUGCUUGUUCCGUUUGUGGUAAAAGCUAUUCUCAAAAGUCCAAAAUGAUCACACACAAGAGAACGCACACAGGCGAGAAACCCUUUAAUUGCUCAGUUUGCGGCGACGCCUUUGCUCACAGGUUAUCUUUGAACGCACACAUGGAAACGCACAAUGAGGAAAAGCCUUUCAGCUGCUCCGUUUGCGGCGAAAGCUUUUCCUACCGCUCCACUAUGCACGGACAUAUGCGGAUCCACCACCGUAAGCCCGUUGCCUGCACCAUUUGUGGCAGAACAUUUGCUCUGAAGAAGAUUCUGACGAUGCACAUGAGAACGCACACGGGAGAAAAACCUUACAAUUGCUCGUUUUGCGGUAAAGGAUUCACCCAAAACACACACAUGCUGUCGCACAUGAGAACGCACACGGGAGAAAAGCCCUACUCCUGCUUACUUUGUGCUAAGACGUUCUCCCGCCGUGACACUUUGACGGCACACGUGCGGAAACACGACGGAGAAUAAUCCUUUUCCCCGCAGUAUGUCAUCAGAGAUUACAAAGUUGUAUAAGCCUGAUAUCAAUUGGGCUACAGAAGUCUACAACAAUGAAAUGAAAUGUUACCAACUUGAUAAUAAUUAUUUAACAAAGUAAUUUUUGUUUAGGAGAUAUAUUUGCUGUCAAAAUGUUUAUUUUUUUUGCCAAUAAAUGUCAUGUUUUUGUACGUUUA